Messenger RNA from Oxyura jamaicensis (ruddy duck), 4743 nucleotides. Its product is annotated as transient receptor potential cation channel subfamily V member 6-like. Gene Ontology annotation, biological process: calcium ion import across plasma membrane. Gene Ontology annotation, molecular function: protein binding; calcium channel activity. The coding region runs from base 499 to 2673 and encodes 724 amino acids. The transcript is spliced from 15 exons. Gene Ontology annotation, cellular component: membrane. The record is from RefSeq and is a predicted model, not a curated record. Lineage: Eukaryota; Metazoa; Chordata; Aves; Anseriformes; Anatidae.
GGGCACGUUCCCACAUGUUCACUCAGCUAAAAGGUGUUUUGCCUGACACGUUCAGCUAUCUAUUUUGAGAUUGCUUUCCAGAGGAAUUCAAACGUACAUAAGGAGAAUGAUUACUUUUGAAUUCUUGCCUUCGGAAACAAAAUAAAUAGUAGAAGCAUAGGACUUCAAUGCUGUACUGAUUUCCUCAGUGCAGUGUAGGGUCUUUGUGAGGUGUAGGCUGCUGGUGAGCUAUUACUAAAUCAGACACACCUUUGGGUUGGGCUAUUUUGGAAACUAAGUACUUGAUUAGGCUUAAGGUCUGGUCUGCUAGGGAAAAGUGAUUUUAUUUUGUGUUUUUACAUGUACUUUGAUGAGCCGAUGCAGUUGAAGGACAGUGUCCUCUGUGUAACAGAUCAGAGGCAGACAAGUGGUGCCCUGUAGGGAGCCUCACCUGGCUGUUUUCAUAGUGAGGAUUGCUGGCUUUCAGACAACUAGGCAAGAAAGAAAAAGUGACAUCCAAUGGGGGUACCUUUAUUUGGUGAUAGCAAGCCCUUCUAUUUCCGGAUCUGGAAUGGACUAAGUCAGAGGCUGCAAGGCAAAAAAUCCUGGGAUAAACAUCUAGACGAAAUCUACUUACUCCAGCAGAAAAGGAUCUGUGAGUCCCCACUCCUCCAGGCUGCCAAGGAGAACAACCUCCCAGCCAUUAGGAAACUUCUCACUGAUGGAACGUGUGAUAUCUACCAGAGAGGUGCAACAGGGGAGACUGCUCUUCAUGUAGCUGCCUUGUAUAAUAGCGUGGAGGCUGCAGUGGCUCUGAUGGAAGCAGCUCCAGAGCUUGUCAAUGAGAAGAUGACAUCAGAGCUCUAUGAAGGGCAGACAGCUCUCCAUAUUGCAGCAGUGAACCAGAAUAUCACUUUGGUGAAAGCUUUACUCAAGAAAGGGGCCAAUAUCUGCACAGCCCAGGCCACUGGGCACUUCUUCAGACGCAGCUCCCAGAACCUGCUCUAUUUUGGAGAGCAUGUUUUGUCAUUUGCUGCCUGUGUGGGAAAUGAGGAGAUUGUGCAGUUGCUCAUUGAAAAUGGAGCUGACAUUAGAGCUCAGGAUUACCUGGGUAACACUGUUCUUCACAUCUUGGUUCUCCAGCCUAAUAAGACAUUUGCCUGCCACAUGUACAGCCUGAUACUUUCCUAUGACAGGAACAAGGAAGGACCAGGAUCACUUGAAUUGAUUCCUAACAAUGAGGGGCUUACUCCAUUCAAACUGGCUGGAGUUGAGGGCAACACUGUGAUGUUUCAAUACCUCAUGCAGAAGCGGAAGCACAAUCUCUGGUCCUUUGGACCCUUGACCACUGUGCUAUAUGAUCUCACAGAGAUUGACUCCUGGGCUGAAGAUCAGUCCUUUCUUGAGCUCAUUGUCUCAACCAAGAAGAGAGAGGCACGCCAGAUCUUAGACCUAACACCUGUGAAGGAGCUGGUGAGCCUGAAGUGGAAUAUGUAUGGACGUCCCUAUUUCUGUUUCCUGGCUUUAUUCUAUGUACUCUACAUGGUCUGCUUCACUAUGUGCUGUGUCUACCGGCCACUGAAAGCCCGAACAGCCAACAAAACAAGCAGUAGAGACAAUACAAUCUAUGUGCAGAAAAUGCUGCAGGAAUCAUAUAUAACAUAUGAGGAUGAGUUGAGGUUGGUGGGGGAGCUGAUCACAGUCAUUGGAGCUGUAGUAAUUUUGAUCCUUGAGAUCCCAGAUAUCCUUAGAGUUGGAGCAGCGAAAUACUUUGGACAAACCAUCCUAGGAGGGCCUUUCCACAUAAUUGUUAUCACAUAUGCUUGUAUGAUUCUGGUAACCAUGGUAAUGCGUCUCACCAGCACUACUGGAGAGGUGGUGCCCAUGUCCUUUGCCCUGGUACUAGGAUGGUGCAAUGUCAUGUACUUUGCACGAGGCUUCCAGAUGCUUGGACCCUUUACCAUCAUGAUCCAGAAGAUGAUAUUUGGAGAUCUUAUGCGCUUUUGUUGGCUCAUGGCUGUAGUGAUACUAGGCUUUGCAUCAGCUUUUUACAUCAUCUUCCAGACAGAGAACCCUGAAAACCUUGGGCAAUUCUACAACUAUCCCAUGUCCUUGUUUACCACCUUUGAGCUGUUUCUCACUAUAAUUGAUGGCCCUGCAAACUAUGAUGUGGACCUGCCUUUUAUGUACAGUGUGGUAUAUUUUUCCUUUGCUGUCAUUGCCACCCUCCUUAUGCUCAACUUGCUAAUUGCCAUGAUGGGUGACACCCACUGGAGAGUGGCCCAUGAGCGGGAUGAACUCUGGAGAGCCCAGGUUGUCGCUACUACUGUCAUGCUGGAACGGAAAUUGCCACGGUGUCUCUGGCCUCGUUCUGGGAUCUGUGGCCUGGAGUAUGGGCUAGGGGACCGAUGGUAUCUCAGAGUAGAAGACAGGGUUGAUCCCAACAAACACAAGAUGAUGCGGUACACAGAAGCAUUUAAGGCUCAUGAUAGGGAUAACUGUGACAAAGGUCUGGAAAAACUGGAAACUGAUAGUAACAUCUUGUAUAAGAAGGAACUGUCUGCUAUGUCAUUGUCACGGAGCACAUCAAGGAUGAAUUCUCACAGUGGCUGGGAAAUCCUGAGGCGCAACACCUUCCACUCAAUUCAUGGAGAGGUCAAUCAUGCCAUGGAGGAAGAGGUAUAUGAUGUCUAAACCUCUUUUUUUUUUUUUUUUUUUUUUUUUUUUUUCCCACUCCGCAAUGUAAAUCUUAUUUGCCAUAGCAGUUGUCUCCUCCAGCUGUUCAUACACACUCGAGCAUGCUACAAAUUCAACAGCCAUGAAGAACUCUGCUGGUGCAUCGUGAAUAGUUCAUGGUGACUAUGCUAUGAUAUAUAAAUGCAGUCUUUUCUCUUCUGCCUUUCAGGUAUCCUUGUUGUUGCACUAAUAUUUGCACCAAGUUGGUGGGCUUGUUGAGCUGUGGCCUGUGGUUGUUUGCAAUUCUUUGUAAAACCCUAGAGAAAUGAGCAAUAGAAGCCAGCACUGGGAUUUCAACUAUUUACAAAGAGACAAACAGUAAGAACCCUCCCGGUGUAUAAUAUUUAGUAUAAUAUCUCCCUCCAGUCGUACAAUAUCCCUCACAAUAUCCCAGUGCUCUCAUUGCAAAUACAGCUGACUGAAGUACUGUUUUAUGAUUUAGUACAGAAAUGAAAAACAAAACAACAACAAAAAACAUCUGUAACUAAUCUCAGGAAUGAAGGUAGUUGCUGACACUGUGAUGAUUAGAAGGCCUGUAACUAUUCAAUAGGCAUUCAGGCCUGCACAGAUUUUGCCUUCUGAAGAACAGCAAACUCUUCAGAGAGCUGCAUUCUGGCUGCAUUUUCAACAUUGGUAUCUUACUAGGACUCUUCUAGUUUUUGAUUUCAUUUUUUAUUAUUUUUUCAACAUAGGAAUGCACUUUAAGCUGUAUUUUUAUUUUUAUUUUUUGCUUGUUUGUUUGUUUUUAAGAAGUGAUUUCUAUUCUUGGAAGGAUCCUGCAAGAUCUCAAGUGGGUUUUUUUGUCCUAAUGAGCAGAUAUAAUGGGAUGAUCUCUGAAGGUCUCUACCAACUGAACUAUUUUAUUCUGUUCUAGAUCUGGUUAGGUGCCUUUCAGCAGUGUGUUAUCAAGUACCAAAGUGAGCUGAAGCUUGUUUUUCCUUUUCAUGGAAGAGUAGGAUUCUGGACCAUAGUGCUUUGACUUACUACUGAGCCACUGAAUUUAGUAAUAGUAGUGAGCUACAAUAUAUCAGUGAAUGAAAUGAAGAAGAAAUUUUGGAUAGAUGGAUAAGAGCUAUUGUAAAAGGAGUUCAGAAACUGGUGUUCUUUCACAUACACAAGAAGUCUCAAACUAUCUAAUACAUGUCUAGGUCAUCCACACAAGCAUGAUGAUGUUUCAGUCUGUCUGUAUGUCACUUGCCUAGGGCCACUUUAAGAAAAACAGAGGAAUGCUCGAAGAAGCGGAUUAUCAUUCCUGGGGUUUUAGCAUUUUUAGGAGUGUAGAGUUUCAUUCCAACAGCAGAAGUGAGUGCAAAGCAGCAGAUGGUCUUAACAUUUCCUUUCUGACUGGACCAAUGACAGAAUAUUUGUUUUUUUAAGAAACCAUGGAUUGUAAACUAGCAGUAGGCUUUGAGUCAAACAACCUUGUGAUAAGCAAAGCAGACAACAGAAAAGCUGAAUCCAGUGGAUUUCUGAUUGUUCUGCAAUAUCACUGCAAACACCUCCCACAUCUCUUCUGUUGCAGGUGUUGUAAUAAGUGUCAUGAUCUUUGCAAUUAUGUGUAUUUAUUUAAAUGUUGUCUUUCUAUUUCUUGAAUGUGUAGUUAUGCUCCAAUAUGAGACUGUCUCUCUGUACUUCAGCUGCAUGCCUUCUGAGCUGAUACAUUUUGUUGAAUUGAAAGUUUUAGUCAUUUAAGUGUUGUCAGCCCUUCCCUAAAUAUUUGGGGUUUGCACUGAUGGUCUAUGGAUAUGGAAACAAUGUGGAGCAUUAAGUGAAAAUAUGAAUUGUUGCUCUAAUUUUAGAUAAAUUUUCUUUCCAGUGAAUGGGAAAUAACAGGAAGGAAAGAACUGAUGGCUUCCCCUCUGCUCUCACAGUCUUUUCACUAGCUUGAAAACCUACAGAAAUACAUUUAAGAUGGAGCUGACUGGCCAUUUCUGCACAAGGACUCCUCUUUGUGUUUAUUUAACAAUAAUAAUAUAAUUAAAAAAAAAAAAACAAAAAAAAAAAAACUAGUUUGACAUAUACACUGUG